This is a messenger RNA of Medioppia subpectinata, 879 nucleotides long. The record is from the annotation of a GenBank genome assembly. NCBI's taxonomy places the organism in Eukaryota, Metazoa, Arthropoda, Arachnida, Sarcoptiformes, Oppiidae.
AGUUAUAACGAGAAGAAUAUUCAAUACAAGACCUCAUGGAAGACAUGUGAGAAGAUAUACCACAGGAAUUGUGUUGUUUACUCUCAAUGUUUGCACAUUUUUGGCAAUUUGUCUCUCGAAGAAUGGAUGUAUCGCAACAUGUGUUUGAAGGGAAGCGCUGGAGUGAUGUUGAUGUGGAGGAAUGGGCCGUCAGUUGUGGUGGGAAGACAUCAGAACCCAUGGCUGGAGACACGUGUGUCUGAGUGUGAGGGGCGGGCAGUGUGUGUCAGUCGGCGAAACAGUGGCGGCGGAACUGUUUAUCACGAUCUAAAUAACCUCAACAUUAGUUUCAUUUCUCACAAAACACUUUAUAAUCGGUUCAAAAAUUUAGUUUUGUUAAAUAAGUUUAACAUUGAUUUGGAAAUCACUGAAAGAGAGGAUUUAGUGUUACGUCAAAGUGGACACAAGAUAUCGGGCACUGCCAGCAAAGUUGGCGCUCAUAACUCUUACCAUCACUUGACUCUUCUCAUUGAUGUCGAUAUGAAUCAAAUGAAACAAUUGAUUGCUAAACCAUCGGUCAGUGCAAUGGCUUUCAUCACAAGUAAAGCGACCGAAAGUAUUCGCUCAAAGACUGCAAACCUUAAGUCCGUUAAUAAAGACAUUGAAUUGGAAGAUGUGGUCAAUGAGAUGGCCAUUGAAUUCUGUAGACUUCAUCACUUCCAGGGAAAAGACGUGAGUUCUGGUUAUAUGCAACUAAUGGCUGACGAAACAAACUUUAUUGGCCUCAAAGACAUUGAGAGUACAUUCAGGAGUUGGCAAUGGAUUUAUGGAAAGACUCCCAGAUUUACAGUUACUAAACAAUUUGUUUGGAAAGGCAUUGCUUUUAGUGUUGAACUACAG